Messenger RNA from Ylistrum balloti, 996 nucleotides. Its product is annotated as 52 kDa repressor of the inhibitor of the protein kinase-like. Lineage: Eukaryota; Metazoa; Mollusca; Bivalvia; Pectinida; Pectinidae. The record is from RefSeq and is a predicted model, not a curated record. Gene Ontology annotation, molecular function: protein dimerization activity. The transcript is spliced from 3 exons. The coding region runs from base 1 to 996 and encodes 331 amino acids.
AUGACUCCACAAAUGAAAGACAAACUGAGCCAUGUAUUCGAGAAGAACUUUGAUUUUCUCCAUCUGAAACGUAGUACUGGGGAAGCAACUGCAAAUAAAAUUGUAGAGGUUUUAACAGAGAACAAUAUUCCAGCUGACAAAAUGAGGGGCCAGGCGUACGAUGGGGCAGCAGCUAUGUCGUCAGAAAAAACAGUCAAACCUCUUGCAUCAAAACUUCAGAAACGUGAUUUGAACGUGCAUGAAGCCCGUACACUGAUUACUGAUCGUAUUGAGAGGGUGAAAGAGAUGAGAGGAGUAGAUGUUGAGUUUGAAACGUGGUAUGAAGAUUGCAAAAGAAUCGCAAACCAGCUUGAAAUAGAAGAGAAGUUCCCGAGAACAUGUCAUAGGCAAACACAGAGAACAAAUAUUGGUAGUUCCUGUCCGCAACAAUAUUACAAAGCUACCGUAGCUGUUCCAUUUCUGGAUCAUUUAUCAACUGAGCUCAAUGACAGAUUUCACAAAGAUGACCGUGUUGCAUAUGCAUUUAGUUAUUUGGUUCCUAAGCAAAUGUUUACCCUGUCAGAUUCUGAAAUACAAAAACUUUCUUCUGAAUUUUUCUUCUGGGAUUCAGAUUUGCGAUGUUCAUCUUCACAAGAUCUACAAGGGCAUUUGUUUGAGUGGAAGAGUUCUUGUGGGAAACUCGAUGAAAAGGGCAUCACAGCGGACAAUCUUUUAGAUACCUACAAAAUUGCAGACGGGGACAUCUUUCCAGACAUCAAAACACUUCUUCACAUUGGUUGCACCUUACCUGUCACCUCUUGUGAAGCCGAACGCUCAUUUUCUGGGCUUCGCCACAUUAAAAGCUAUAUGCGCAGUACAAUGAAUGAGGAUAGAUUAUCAUCACUAGCCCUCAUGCACUUACACCAUGCACGAACAAUCAAUGCAGGUGCAAUCUGCCAAAGAUUUGUGAUGCAAAACAAAAGACGAAUGUUCAAGUCAAGCAUCUUGUACAAUUAG